Messenger RNA from Penaeus vannamei (Pacific white shrimp), 812 nucleotides. RefSeq names its product GDNF-inducible zinc finger protein 1. Gene Ontology annotation, biological process: regulation of transcription by RNA polymerase II. Lineage: Eukaryota; Metazoa; Arthropoda; Malacostraca; Decapoda; Penaeidae. Gene Ontology annotation, cellular component: nucleus. The record is from RefSeq and is a predicted model, not a curated record. Gene Ontology annotation, molecular function: DNA-binding transcription factor activity, RNA polymerase II-specific; RNA polymerase II transcription regulatory region sequence-specific DNA binding.
GAUUCGUGACAGAUUCAUGACCAGAAAAAAUCUUCAGAACCUUGACUACAUAAAUUGUUUAAAUGUGUUUGUUGAGUGCCUUGGUUGUAAAAUAUCAUUAACUUCAUGGCACUUUUAAAAGUGUAAUGCUAUUUGUCAGUGUUGAUUAUGUUUUUGAUAGACAGACUGAAACAGGUGAAUUGAGUUGUACAAGGAUUUUAACAUGAUAAGAGUAAAUAUGGUUUCUGUGAGAAAGUAAAGAGAAAGCUUCCAGUUGAUCACUUUGUAUAAAGUUAAACCAUUCGGAUUCUUUUAAUUUAUGAAAAUUCUAAAGCUGUGAAAAAUAGAGCAUUCCAAGCCAGUAUGUGAACUUAUUUGGGUGCCAGUGUUAUUUGUACCACUUACGAACAGUAUAUGAAUAUCAGCAAAGAAUUAGGACGACGGUGAAUUGGAACAUUGUUAGACCGCUGAAAGCUGCUACAGAAAGAAGAAACAUGGAGUCAUUACCAAUAGAAGACAACCCAAUCCAAGAAGUUUACAUCAAAGAAGAAAUACCAGAUGAUGUAAAGAUAGAAGUUAAAGAUGAAGAGGAAAGCCUAGAUGGAUCUACUCCCAGUGGAGAUCACAUGGAAGGCUCCUGUAUCACACACAAAUCAGAAAGACUGGACGACACUACUAUUGCAGCAGGAGAAGAGCAAGAAAAAGUUGAUAUUUCCUCUGAUGAAGAAAACCCCCGUGUGAGUUUUGCUUUGCAUACCAUUUUCAUUUUUUUUUUCAACCCUUUCACUGAUAUGGACACUGUUCAACAUCCACACCUUGUUACUCCCCAGUGA